Molecule: messenger RNA, 5208 nt
Organism: Wasmannia auropunctata (little fire ant)
Lineage: Eukaryota; Metazoa; Arthropoda; Insecta; Hymenoptera; Formicidae
Gene: mus201
Product: DNA repair protein complementing XP-G cells
Exons: 10
Coding region: 1501-4956 (1151 amino acids)
Biological process (GO): nucleotide-excision repair
Cellular component (GO): nucleus
Molecular function (GO): DNA endonuclease activity; single-stranded DNA binding
Source: RefSeq, a predicted model, not a curated record
UACCGUAUAUACAUAUAUCUUUUCACGACUUUUUGUUCACACUUCAUAUGAUUAACUUGAGCUGAUAUUUAUAAAUUUUUUAACAUUUUUCCAGUCCGCGACAAGUAGAUUUUUAUUUGAGUGUCACAGUCUGUCUAUAAAUAAUGAUAAUAUUUUAAUUUUGCUUUCCAUUUAAUUUGUAUCGUUGCGUGUCACCGAUUUAUGUCGACUCUGCCUCUCUGCCUCGGCUGAGAUUGUGAAUUAAUUAGUAAAAUGAAGGAGAAAAAAAGGAUAGACGAAUCAUCGAGAAACGAAAAAUCUCUAUUUUUCUAUUUUAGUUUUUUGACGAUUGAUCGUCUAUUUUUUCCUUUUUCCUGAUCAUUUUGCCAAACGAGUACGUACGUAUAAUGACGUUUAUUUGACGUUUGAUCACGUUUUAUUACAAAACAACAAAAAUAUAUAAGCGAAUAAUAAACAAAUAAUCUUUAAUUUUUUCAUGCGUUAGAAAAUCGAUGGCAUAAGGUAUAAUUUAAUAUAAAAUAAUGAAAGAAUAAAAUUGAAUCGCUAAAUAGCGCUCCCUUGACGCGUACGGCUUGUGUAUAUAUAUUAUUAGUCUUUUUUAACUGUAGGCGAACGUAAUUCUCGUAAUAAACGAGCGCAAGUCGGCCGCAAAGUUCGGCCCAAGUUUUUACAAAGCCCGAAUCCCGAUUCCCACGCUCGUUCUUUUUAUUUUACGAAGGUGCGAAGAUACCGCGGCGCAAAAUUAUACCGCGCGCGCGAGCGUGAUUCUGAUACGAUCUACUAUUGUAAUUAUUGCGCGAUUCUAAUUAUUAUCGUUGCCCUCAAGGAAUAAAUAAGAAUGCGGAACAACGAUGCAUAUAAUUGACUGUCGCAGUUUAAAAUCGCUGCCGAGCUCGAAUGCGCAACAUCUACAACGCAUAAACUGCUGAUUACGUACGCGUUUCUCGCCAUUGAUCAUCGUCUGCUGGUUAACCGGAUUUUAUGCCAGAUUAAUCGCACGUUCGGCACGUGCAAUUGGCGUAAUCAUUGCAUGCAGUGUGCCUGGAAUUUGCUCUAUAAAAUUCCAUUCAAAAUUAUCCACAUGGAAUACAUUUUUCAGGCAUAUAUUAAACAAAAUAAUUGAUAUCGCAUUGAGUUUGCAUAAACCUGGCAUUUUGGAAAUGCAAUACGUUAAAUUAAACUAAGCGACACAAGCGAGAGUAUGAUUUGAUUCGAGUUGACUCUCAAUCAGUUGAAUCACACUCAUGUCAAAACAGGCAUACUUAUAGGUUAACGCAGGCACUGCAGGCCGCGGUCCCGCGCGGAUACGAACGAUCGAGCUCGGCCAGCGGCGUGGCUAGAGUGAAGUGCAGCUGACCGCGUAACGCGUUCGUGGUUCGCGCCACGGCGCGCGAUCGCGAUACAUCGUGAGCUGUGUCGCGACUGCGUUAAUAACAGGUUAUGUCAUAUAAUAAAUUGAAUUUUUAAAAAUAAUGGAUCAACACGCUUAUCUCUGAAAUAAUGGGAGUAUAUGGCUUGUGGAAAUUGCUCGAGCCAUCCGGAAAGCCAGUAUCCUUGGAGAGUCUCGAGGGUAAAGUCUUGGCGAUCGAUAUAUCAAUAUGGAUGUAUCAAAUGUUGCAAGGAUAUCAGGAUAGUCAUGGUGCUCCUAGACCCAACGCACAUUUGCUUGGAUUAUUCACUAGGAUAUGUAAACUUUUAUAUUAUAAGAUCAAGCCCAUUUUUGUCUUUGAUGGAGGUGUACCCAUGCUCAAGAAAAAUACAAUUGCCUUGCGCAGGAAGCAGAAAUCUAUUGCCACGAGUAAGGCGCAGAAAAUAAAGGUGGAUUUGAUAAACAACUUGAUAAAGCACAGAGUUGUAAAAACCGUUCUUAACAAAGAUUCCAAGAAUCAAAAUAGUGAGACGAUACAAACAGGGAUAAAUAUGCACACCAAACAUUCUAAUGAAGAUAUGUUUGUUCUGUCUGAUAUUCCUAGCGUCAGCAGCUCGCAGCAGAGUUAUGUCGAUGACGAUUCAUAUCAACACGAUUCUGACACUCUUGUCGAAUUAAGUCCACGAAAGCAAUCUAAAUGGACAGGAAAUAUACACAGUGUCGAUGUAACUAGUAGCGAAUUUAAAGCAUUACCUGCAGAUGUUCGUUACGAUAUACUUACUGAUCUUAAAGAAACGAGAAAACAAAAUUCCUGGGGUCGUUUGCAUGAAAUGCCUCAAGAAUCGCAAGACUUCUCAGGCUUUCAGUUGAAACGUUUGCUUAAACGUAGACAUGUGCAAGCAUCUUUAGAAUCCGCUGAAAAGGAAAUGGGUGGAAAGACACUAACAUUGGAAGAAUUGGACAAGCUACUAACUGAACAAGGCGUUGAUACAAAGAGCAGAGACACGGCUUUUCGAAUAGCCGCGGAUAAUACAACCAGAUUGAUUUAUAUCAAUGACAAAAACACAUUAGCAAAAAAAUCCGUUGCGAACGAAUCAGAGGCGGAUAAAACGUUACAGGAUGCAAAUGAACAAGUUGAAUCUGUGGCUGGCCCAAGUAAUCCUGUGUCAAUCAUGGAAAAUAUUAACGAACAUGAAUUAAACUACGAUUCUGAUAGUGAGACCGAUAUAUCAGUUUAUGAUGAUGAUAAUGAUGAUGCUCUACCUAUCGCAGAAAACAUCAAUGAAUACACAUUUGACAGCGAUUGGGAAUCUGAAAAUGAUAUAAACGAAUCAUUGGCAUUAUUGGGGAAAAGCGUUACGAAUCCUGCAUUAACAUACAUGGUAGAACAUAGCGGUUUGUCUCAAAAUCAGAUCAUGCAUCUUAUUAAACGUAAUAAGGACGAAAGUCACAAGAUUGCAAGUAAACGCAUAAAAGAAGAUAUUUGUGUAGAAUCGGCACAAGUCACGACGAAGCCGUGUAGUUCAAUGGAUGAUGAAUCAAUAUUAAAAUUUUCUGAAAAUUGCCAGCAAGUGUCGAAAUUCGUAGAAUCGCGGAGUAUGAAAGAUGCACGCAUGUCUAAAGAGAAUAUGGCCGAUGAAUUAAUUCCGUUUAGUCAAGAAUCAGACAAUUUCACUCGAGUGAAACAAUUAAAGAAUAAUACUAAGACUUCACUAAAUAUCACUGAUGUUACAUCUGAUAUCUCAAGUUUGGAUAAAAAAAGAAUAUUUGACGAACGUUCUCCUGCUACGAAAUCUAAUGAUAUAAUACAAAUAGAUCUAGCGUCUGAUUCCGAUUCCGACGAUUUUAUCGAAAUCCAAGAUGUUCCGACACAUGAUAUGAAUAUUUCAAGAAAUGUUACAAAGAAAAAAGAUAUCGAGAUAACUUUCAAGUCCGAUAAAAAACUAGAGGACGAUCUAUUUGCCGAUAUAUUUUUGGAAGUGAAUAAAGAAGAAGUUGUUCCGGAAGAACAAGAACAAUCUGUUGAUACGAUAAACGGUGAAUAUCAAACACAAUUAAUUUCUGAAAACAGUAAUAAUUUGGAAGAUAGUUUCUUAGACACAAUAUCUGAGGAAUCGAUCGAAGAAAAAGAAAAAACGGAAAUCGAAUUGCUAGAAUCAGCAUUUCAGUUAGGCAAGAAUAUAUCGAAUGACAAAGACAAAAUAUAUGACCUCGACAACUCGAAUAAAUCGAUGAAAGGAGAUAAUACAGACACGUCUACUCAAGAUGAUUCUCUUCAUGAAUGUAUACAGGAAAAGCCAAAAGUGUUACCUAUUGCUAAAGAAGAUUUGAUAGAAUUGAAAGAACAAUUAGAGGAUGAACAGCAAGAACUCGCAAGAGAUAUUGGCAAACUCGAGAGACAAGCUACCAAUAUUUCUGAGCAAAUUAAAACCGACGCACAGGAGCUCUUACGUUUGUUCGGCAUACCAUAUAUAAUAGCUCCCAUGGAAGCGGAAGCACAGUGUGCGUAUUUGGAACAAAUUAAACUAACUGAUGGUACAAUUACAGACGAUUCCGAUGUCUGGCUUUUUGGAGGCCGAUGCGUAUACAAGAAUUUUUUCAACCACAACAAGAGAGUGUUACAAUUUCGUGCCUGCGAUAUUCAACAUCAUUUUAAACUCAGUCGCAAUCAAUUGAUACAAUUAGCCCUUUUGGUUGGCAGUGAUUAUACUGCAGGGGUGGCUGGCGUUGGACCAGUUACCGCACUAGAAAUAUUAGCCGCGUUUCCUGCCGAUGGAGAUAACGUAUUACAUGGAUUACAUAAUUUUUGUUCGUGGAUAAAGAAGGGAAUGGUUGCCGCUCCUGGGAAAACAAGCUUACGCAAUAAAUUACGAAGCAUGAAAUUGAACAGAGAUUUCCCAAAUCAAGCGGUUGUCCAAGCGUAUCUCUUUCCCACGGUCGAUGAAUCGAAAGAAACUUUUACCUGGGGUAAGCCGAACCUUGUGCUUCUUUGCGACUAUACCAGACAGAAAUUUGGAUGGACAAAGGGUAAAUUCGACGAUACGAUGAUACCGAUAUUAAGAAGAAUGGAAGAAAAUAAGAAUCAAAAAUUAUUGGAUGCGUACUUCAAAGCGAAAGAGUCUCCGCGCUCGAUCGAACCAAGCUUAAGUAAAAGAGUUCAGAAGGCUUUGCGCAGAUUGAAUAGUGACGGAGAUAUGGAUACGGAUGACAACGUAGAUGGCCGUAAAGAACCUCGACUUAAGAAAAGUAAAAAAGGCAAUCCAAUUGUCCAAAAGUCGAACGAAGAAAAAACAAGUUCAGAACUUGAACUUGCUCAACUUGAUGAGCAAGUACCAACUGAGAGUAGACGGCCUAUUAAAAUAAAUACUAACCCCGAGAGACCUAUUAAGGCUGUUGUUGAAAAAAAAUAUACCAAAGAAUAUAUACCGCAACGAGAGAAAGAUAAGGCGUGUGCGUUGGAAAGGAAAUUGCACGCUAUAGAAAUAUAUAGAAAAUCAAAACGAGGUUUAGAUAAAACGAGAAAAGUAAAAUGCAAAGCACGAAAAGUCAAGGAACAGGCAGAACUAUCGGAAAGCGAUAGCAAUUAGAUCUAAAUUCUAAAUAAAAGAAGAAAAAAACUGUAUGUUUUUAUCACAUGUUCUUCAAAAUGUAUCACUUAUUAUGUAUGAUCUGUGUGUGUGUAUACACCUUUAUCAUAUUGUUAAGUACUUGUCUACAAGUUCUACAAUAGCGAUGUAACUAGGCUAAAUCUCUUGUACAUUUUUUCUCUGUUACAAAAAUUUAAUGAUUACUCGUCAUGUUUAAUUGAUCUUAUCGGUAAUACAUGAUUCUUAUAUAUA